GCGGGUGAGAGGUCGGAGGUGGGAGAGCGGUGCCCCCGGAACGGGAAGCGGGAGCGGAGCCGCUUCCCAUCGCCUCCCGUUGUCCCGCGGCGCGCACGAGGGGUUCCCGCGUGGGCCUGCGCUUCUCCCGCCAUGAGCCUGCCCCUCAACCCCAAGCCGUUCCUGAACGGGCUGACGGGGAAGCCGGUGAUGGUGAAGCUCAAGUGGGGGAUGGAGUACAAGGGCUACCUCGUCUCCGUGGACGGCUACAUGAACAUGCAGCUUGCAAACACAGAGGAGUACAUAGACGGUGCGUUGUCUGGACACCUGGGUGAAGUUUUGAUAAGGUGCAAUAAUGUUUUGUACAUCAGAGGUGUGGAAGAAGAGGAAGAAGAUGGAGAAAUGAGAGAAUAGGUGUUUUGUAUUUCUGGAAAUAAACUCUUUUUUUUCUUUUUUGUUUUUCAUA
Messenger RNA from Catharus ustulatus (Swainson's thrush), 445 nucleotides. RefSeq names its product small nuclear ribonucleoprotein polypeptide F (gene SNRPF). The record is from RefSeq and is a predicted model, not a curated record. The transcript is spliced from 4 exons. Gene Ontology annotation, molecular function: RNA binding. Lineage: Eukaryota; Metazoa; Chordata; Aves; Passeriformes; Turdidae. Bases 133 to 393 code for a protein of 86 amino acids. Gene Ontology annotation, cellular component: catalytic step 2 spliceosome; U1 snRNP. Gene Ontology annotation, biological process: spliceosomal snRNP assembly; mRNA splicing, via spliceosome.